Molecule: messenger RNA, 884 nt
Organism: Rosa chinensis
Lineage: Eukaryota; Viridiplantae; Streptophyta; Magnoliopsida; Rosales; Rosaceae
Product: mavicyanin
Exons: 2
Coding region: 196-717 (173 amino acids)
Cellular component (GO): plasma membrane
Molecular function (GO): electron transfer activity
Source: RefSeq, a predicted model, not a curated record
UCUAUCUCUAUCUUAAAUAUUAUUGUUGUGGUUCCCCACAACCCAGAACCCAUCUUUUCUUUUGAACUGCCUCCAGCGAAUACCCAGCUCUUCCUUCUAAGUUCUACCCACUCUAUAGUCACUACCCCAGAAACAAAGGAAGUGAAGCUUAAAGAUUCUGAAACCAACAAGACAAGUGAUUCAAGUGAACUACCAAUGUCGACUUCCAUGUCCAACAACUCAACCCACCUCCUCCUCCUCCUCCUUUUCGUCUCCGGCGUUGCCGUCAUCACUCCCAUCCUCGCCACCGACCACAUUGUGGGUGCUAAUCGUGGCUGGAACCCAGGGAUCAACUACACCCUCUGGGCCAACAACCACACUUUCUAUGUUGGGGACUUCAUUUCAUUCAGGUACCAAAAGAACCAGUACAAUGUGUUUAUGGUCAACCAAUCUGGGUAUGACAACUGCACCCUGGAUAGUGCAGUAGGGAACUGGAGCAGUGGCAAGGACUUCAUACUCUUCAAUAAAUCCGGGAGAUACUACUUCAUUUGUGGAAAUGGCCAGUGCUUCAAUGGGAUGAAAGUCACUGUUCUCGUCCAUCCUCUGCCCACGCCAACAGCUUCUCCAUCUCCCAAGAAUUCUACAUCAGACUCUGCUGGCCCAGUGGCUCCACGACUGGGAUUUCGUGUUUUGGUGACGUCCUUGGCAGUGAUGUGGUUUGGAGGUGGGUGGGUCUAGUGCUUGUGGUGCGCUUUGUGUUGUUGAAGCUGUGUAACUCAGGGAAGUGUACAAUUUAUUCUUUUCUUUUUUGUUCUUAGUUUUAAGGAUUUCUUUGCUCUUGGUUUAUGUUCUUUGGAUAUUUAUCUCAUAUGAUUUGGGCUGAACUCUCUUAAACUUUUCCUUUC